AUGUCUGAAUUCCAAGGACCCAGAAUCGCCAUCAUCGGCAUUGGCAAGGUCGGCGCCGCCGUCGCCUACUCCAUCAUCCACAAGCAAAUUGCCAGCGAGGUCCUCAUCCUAGAUCUCAAGGAGGAUUUCCAAGAUGCCCAGGUACAGGAUCUCCGUGACUCCACCAGCUUUGGCAUCUCCCCCCGCGUUCGCCCAGGCACCUGGAAGGAAUGCGGCCAGUGCGACAUCAUUGUGUUCACAGCCGGCACCAACCAAAAGGCCGGAGAGUCUCGCCUCUCUCUUCUUCAGCGCAACCUCGGCGUCAUCCGCGGCGGCUUCGAGAAGAUGUCCCCUUUCAAGGAGGAUGCCAUCCUCGUCAUGGUCACAAACCCCGUCGACAUCAUGACAUACUUCGCCGUCAAGUACUCCGGCCUUCCCGCCAACCAGGUCUUCGGCAGCGGUACUAUUCUCGACACAACCCGCCUCAAGGACACCAUUGCCCAGCGGGCCAAGGUCGCUCCUCGCGCUGUCCACGCUUAUGUCGUUGGUGAGCACGGCGACUCCCAGACCAUCGCCUGGUCCAACAUGGCCAUCGGCGGCAUCCCUGUCGACCAGGUCCUUCCCCUCGAUAUCGAAGAAAAGCACGAAGUCGCCGAGUUUGUCAGAUUCAAGGCCGACAGACUAAACAAGGUCAAGGGAGAGACCUCUUUCGGCAUCGGCGCCGUCAUUUCCUCCAUCUGCACAUCCAUCCUCCUCGACGAGCGCCACGUGCUACCCCUAAGCCACUACCACAGCGACUACGGCAUGUGCUUCAGCAAGCCUGCCAUUGUCGGGCGCCGUGGCAUUGUCAAGUCGUUGGAUAUUAUUCUCGAUGAGGACGAGCAGGCCUCAUUGGAGAAGUCCAUCAACAAGCUGAAGACGGUCGCUUACGCGACGGAGAACCCCGAGCCCGUAAUUGCGAGCCGACUAUAA
Molecule: messenger RNA, 951 nt
Organism: Akanthomyces muscarius
Lineage: Eukaryota; Fungi; Ascomycota; Sordariomycetes; Hypocreales; Cordycipitaceae
Exons: 1
Coding region: 1-951 (316 amino acids)
Biological process (GO): carboxylic acid metabolic process
Molecular function (GO): L-lactate dehydrogenase (NAD+) activity
Source: RefSeq, a predicted model, not a curated record